AUGUACAUGAUAUGGGCCAGUAUUUACGGAGCAUGGGUUAAUCUUCUUUGCGAUUCGACGGCAGACACUGCAACACUGCAAGUUCUUGGUUCGAUUACCCAUAUCGCAUUCAUACACGAUCCUGUUAAUCUUUUAGGGAUUCCGGAAAUCAUCUACGGGCUUUAUCAGCAAAUGCUCACGUCGUGGCGUGAGAACUCACGGGGGAUUUUGUCGAUGUUCACAGCUGAACAAGCGCCACCACCCUUGAUUGCUAGCAAUAUGUAUGGAGUGUCUCCAUGGGCCACAUAUCUCCUUCUUCUUGUGGAAAGCAAGAGUUAUCCAGUGUUUUAUCAACAUUUAUACGAAACUCUGGUGAAGAAAGAUAAGACCACUGUAGAACAAGGCCGCGAAGCGUCGAAGUCAUCCAUCCUCCUACCUCUACCCAGGAUUGCUGUGUACAGAUGGGCUGAAUUCAUUCCAAUUUGCAAAGACAGCACUGUAUUUCCUCUAGCUGUGCAACGCCUGGCCACUGAGAGUUACCGACUGAAAACUGUGAAUGGCCUCGCCAAAGCAGUGAAUGGCUGGCUGUUCUGCUCACAUGAAGUCACUCGCAAGGGAUUCGAUUUCUCGGUCUUCGAUUUGGAUUACCUCUUGCAGCUUAUCCUGGCCGAUGACAAGAACAUUUGGCUAGAUUUUGUCGACAGAAACAAGUUGACGCAAGAAGAACAACAGGAGGAAAAGUUAUUUUCGCUGACAUGCCAUUUGGGACCAAGAGAUCCUUCUCAGCACAUAUCUGAUCAUUUCUUGAACAAGCCAAGAAACUCGAGAGCGAUUGGUUUUCCUGUACUGCCUGCUCACCGUAGCUUACCGCCUGCACCAGUUGUUGAUAUGAGUGCAAUAUUUCAUGUGAAUACUAUUAUGGAAAUGAUAAAUCCACUCAUCAAACAUAUCCGUACAAUAUCGGACGAAAGCUCCAUACAGGGUGUCAUGCAGCAAAUACCGGUGCAAUUGCGAUGUGGGAUUCGCUGCACAAAUCCUUUCAAUACUGCAGUUCAGGUCACUACUACGAAGUUCAACGAAGCGGCUGAUGCUCAAAUGGCUCAGAGUCGCGAGAAACGGAAUACCAUUCUUGGGGAAUUGCACACAGGUGUGCUGGAUCGAACAGCGAUAGCAUCGGCGACAAUGGAACACAUAGCAAGGCAGCUCGCUCGGCUGAGCGUUCUCUGCUCUCCUUCGCAUCGAGGUGGUGCGCAGAUGUCUGGAAGAGCUAUGCUGAAGACUGUAACGUCGUCUGUAACUGGAACGGAAAUGCUAUUCCCUGCCGCUUCGGCGGCAUAUGAAAAUACAUUACGAGUGCUAGCUGAAGUGAGUGAACAUUGGGAAUUUGGUUUCAGACGAAUUAGGCGCAGGUGUCGAUGA
This is a messenger RNA of Cooperia oncophora, 1398 nucleotides long. NCBI's taxonomy places the organism in Eukaryota, Metazoa, Nematoda, Chromadorea, Rhabditida, Trichostrongylidae. The record is from the annotation of a GenBank genome assembly.